Messenger RNA from Olea europaea var. sylvestris, 1053 nucleotides. Its product is annotated as putative GEM-like protein 8. Lineage: Eukaryota; Viridiplantae; Streptophyta; Magnoliopsida; Lamiales; Oleaceae. The record is from RefSeq and is a predicted model, not a curated record. Bases 153 to 854 code for a protein of 233 amino acids. The transcript is spliced from 4 exons.
CCAACUACUACUCUUGUCCUCUAUAUAAAGGGUGAAGAUGCAUUUUUGAAUCCCAGAAAGCUUCUUGUAUCUGACUCAUCUUUGGUGUCUUUGAACAUAUCAUUACUUACAACCAAAGUAAGGAGGUAGAACAUCGCAGCAAAUCGACAUUUAUGAAGAAAUCAAAUGUUAUUGGAAUUCCAAUCAACUGCAUGGACAGAUAUCCAGAAGGACUUUUAUCGGAUCCUGCUAGUCAAUACAGUUUUGCGCCUUCUCCUUCAAAUGAAUUUUUCAAAAUCAGAAAGAGCAGAGCAAAUUCAGCAAUCCUUGGGAUGAAUAAAUUUGGAGAAUGGAUGGAUAAUUUUUCGCAAGGAAUCCGAGGGCAUGUGAAAUUAGGACCCAAAUUAACAGAAACUUUGAAAGGAAAAUUGAGAAUGGGAGCAAGAAUCCUUCGAGCAGGCGGCCUGGAAAAAGUUUUCAAGCAGAACUUCAGUGUUAGCAAUGGCGAAAAGCUUUUAAAGGCUUCCCAAUGCUAUUUAUCGACCAUAGCUGGGCCAAUAGCAGGCCUCUUAUUUAUUUCCACCGAUAAAGUUGCCUUCCGCAUUGAAAGAUCAAUUAAACUCGCUUCUCCAACUGGAAAACAGCCUAAAAUACAUUACAAGGUCAUGAUCCCACUAGGUGAAAUAAAGAGAGCCUACGACAGCAAAAAUGCGAAAAAACCAAGGCAAAAGUAUGUGCAGAUAGUAAACGAGGACGAGUUCGAGUUCUGGUUCAUGGUAUUUCUAAAUCAUCGAAAGGCUUUCAAGUAUCUGCAGCAGGCAAUCUCUCAAACUCCAUCAGUAGCAGCUAUUGAUGCAUGGAUGAUUUCUCCAUAGAAAUUGUAUAUACAGUCGCAACACAUCUGUAAAAUUUGGUUAUUAAAAACUAUUCACAAACAUAAAUUAGAACUACUGUAGUGUUGAUUGUAAAUACAUUAUGCAGUUUUGAAAGGAAAGUAUCAUUCAAAAUAUCAGUUCCCAUUGAGAUCGAGAUGUAAAACUACAAGUACAUUCCUAUUCUAUCUACACUUAACUA